UUUUUGUGCAUUUGGAUUAAUUCCAUUUAUAUUUCGAAUUUGUCGGAGUUUGGUCCAAAUCGAAAGUCGCGCAGUCUUUCUUUCUUCAUAGUUUACUGCUGAGACCAUAGCCUGCAGCUCUUCGAAUUAACAAAUUCAAAAUUUGAGUUUAAAAAAAUCAAAAUGAAUCUCAGGUUGGCAGUUUUCAUUGGAGUCUUAGUGUUAACGUGUAAUUUGUGCGAAGCUAGAAGAGGUCGAACAAGAGGAAGGACCAAAUCGAGAGUGCAAAUUGGAUUACCUAUUACUGGAAAGUACAGAGAUCCUGAAUCGGAUCAAUACUACAACAACAAUAAUGGAGCUAAGAUUUUGCAAGCGUCUCAUUUUGAUUAUGAAUAUGUUUUGGGACACAAAAUUGCUUUCCUCUGUGUGGCAAAGGGGAAUCCAAGGCCUCAUAUAACCUGGUACAAGGAUGGAACGGAGAUAUUUCAACAUCUCUACAUGCAUGUACAUGAAUGGAGAAUCGGAGAGGACAGAGUCAAAUCUAAAAUUGAAAUAGACCCUGCCACACAAAUGGAUGCAGGAGUGUACGAAUGCACAGCAGAUAAUAUGUAUUCGAUAGACAGAAGAAGUUUCAAAACUGAUUUCUCUAUUGCUUUUGAUUAGUGAUUUUUUUUUGCAUUUGGAACAAAUAACAGUUUUUAAUAAAGUCGUGCCAUAGGUAUCCGCUCUUGUU
Eupeodes corollae is the source of this 712-nucleotide messenger RNA. Its product is annotated as immunoglobulin domain-containing protein oig-4. Lineage: Eukaryota; Metazoa; Arthropoda; Insecta; Diptera; Syrphidae. The coding region runs from base 163 to 642 and encodes 159 amino acids. The transcript is spliced from 4 exons. Gene Ontology annotation, biological process: cell-cell adhesion. Gene Ontology annotation, molecular function: cell adhesion molecule binding. Gene Ontology annotation, cellular component: cell-cell junction. The record is from RefSeq and is a predicted model, not a curated record.